This is a messenger RNA of Saccharomyces eubayanus, 1206 nucleotides long. It is a transcript of the gene RTC4, whose product is annotated as Rtc4p. NCBI's taxonomy places the organism in Eukaryota, Fungi, Ascomycota, Saccharomycetes, Saccharomycetales, Saccharomycetaceae. Bases 1 to 1206 code for a protein of 401 amino acids. The record is from RefSeq and is a predicted model, not a curated record. The transcript has a single exon.
AUGGCUGGACCAAAUGGGCGAAUCAACCAAGUGAGGAGAAAGGGUAUCUAUUCUACAAAGAGGGGAAAUGGUGAUAACUUACUGCUAAUGAAACGCCAAGGAAAACAUGGCAUACAGGAAGCUGAGAGUGACGAAUUAUCGAAUCACGAGGCCUCUUCUCCCACGAAGAAGCGUGCUAAAGCAGAAGAUAUUAUUGCAGAUAGGACUAGAGUGGUGGAAGGCAUGUCGAUGGCUACGUUUGAUUGCAGUAAUAAAAUUGGGAAGCUGUUUUCUGAUUCCGAGAUAAAAGUUGACAAGAGAUCAGAAGAAGAAGAAGAAAAAGAGGAAGUAGGGGACAUUUCCGUAUCGCUGAUACAGAAUUUGAAGGACGAAGACAUCGAGUCUAUCAAGUGCAGAAACAACAAUCUUUUAGACAGUAAAAAACUACUAUUAGAGGCGGAAUUAUCAGCAGUUGAAGACAAUCAAAUCUUUUCGUCUUCAUUCCCUGAAGGAAAGAAAUUAUCGAUGCAAAACUCUUUGAGCUCCAGAGAUCAAAUUGUUAAAAAGCUUCAAACAAGGAAAGACUACGUAAGCAAGUUUAACCUACCACCUUUGUUAUUUUCAGACGAGCUGCUGAAUGAGGUGGAACCCUUCAUGCCUAUUGUGAUGGAUAUAUUGAAGGGACGGGUCUCCUCUGCCUAUUACUUCAAGGCAAAAAAUGCAUACAGGAAUUCCCAAAAGGCCUAUCUGUCAGUAGAUGAGUUUAGAAAAUUAAACUUAAACAAAUUUACUGCGGGAUUUUAUGGAUUGAAAAGGCAAUUGAGGGUUGGCGAAGAUAUUGCUAAGAGAUACAGAAGGGAAUUGACACAUAACCAACCUGCAACACUGAGAUGGUGGGGGGUGACAGAUUUCUGCAAUUACGUUUUGGCGCCAGAAAUUCUUGCGUCCUUUUGUAUUCGCCAAUUAAAUUUCUCCAGCAGAUCUCAUUCACCAAAGUUGCAAGAUAAACUCAGCGAAAAAGCCUACUACUACGACCCCGAAACAAGGGUACUAGCAUACGAUUUAUUCGAAGAUACGAUCGAGUACGGCCUUAUAGUCGCAGAUUCUGAUCCAAUAGAGCAGUGGGAAACCGCUAUAGAGGAAGACCGUCUGCAAGAACUGAAGCUCGAUGUGCACUACUAUUCUAGCAAGAGAUGGCGACAGCCCGCCAAUGGUGAGGCCAAAUGA